Messenger RNA from Pangasianodon hypophthalmus (striped catfish), 2201 nucleotides. RefSeq names its product cytosolic iron-sulfur assembly component 1 (gene ciao1). The record is from RefSeq and is a predicted model, not a curated record. Gene Ontology annotation, biological process: iron-sulfur cluster assembly. Gene Ontology annotation, cellular component: cytosolic [4Fe-4S] assembly targeting complex. Gene Ontology annotation, molecular function: protein binding. NCBI's taxonomy places the organism in Eukaryota, Metazoa, Chordata, Actinopteri, Siluriformes, Pangasiidae. Bases 548 to 1543 code for a protein of 331 amino acids. The transcript is spliced from 7 exons.
CAAAAGGUCUUUCGAUGGAAUUUCGGACCAUAAGAUGAUUUUAGUGUAGAGCACGGCUUCUGAGUUCAUUUGGUGGGACUGAUUAGAUCAUUUAUCGCUUGACACCUUUGCGGUAGAUGGUUUAGUUUCGGGUUAUGUGUCAGAGAGGUUUAUCACACCGAAUAGAGACAUCAUGGAAUGAAAUGAAAUGAAAUGAAAUUACAGUGCUAGUGGAGCUCAGCUCUGUUUGCUGUUCACACAGACCAGAAGGUGCACUGCUGCAGGAGUUAGUCCCUGGAUGGCGAGGAGUUUUUUUUUUUAAUAAAACAUUAAUUAACAUUUUUAAUCUAGCACACAGGACUGGGGAAGUGUGUGUAGGCGGCGCUGUAGUGUAUGUAGUAUUGACCCAGCAAGCACCGAAGAAGGACCGAGCAGGAAGUCGGAAGUAUCUGCUAAACACCUGUUUUAAGCAGCAGACGGUGAAGUUGUGGUGUAAUUAGUAGGUCAGUGAACCCGUGUGCAGUGUUUGUUUGAACCCGUAAGCUCCGUGUGUUAGCGCAGUGAGCAGAUGAAGGACACGCUGCAGCUGGUGCACAGACUGAGCGCUCACCCGGACUCGCGGUGCUGGUAUGUGGCCUGGAGCCCCACAGGCGCGCUGCUGGCUUCCUGCGGAGGAGACCGAGCUAUCCGGAUAUGGGCCAAAGAAGGAGACACUUGGCAGUGUAAGUGUGUGCUGUCAGAUGGACACCAGCGAACUGUCAGGAAGAUCUCCUGGUCGCCCUGUGGGAAUUAUCUCGCAUCCGCCAGCUUUGAUGCCACCACGUGCAUCUGGAAAAAAAACGAGGACGAUUUUCAGUGCCUUACUGUGUUAGAGGGACACGAAAAUGAGGUGAAGUGUGUCGCAUGGGCCCCAUCUGGUAACUUACUAGCCACCUGCAGCAGAGACAAGAGUGUUUGGAUAUGGGAAGUGGAUGAGGAGGAUGAGUAUGAGUGCGUGAGUGUCGUAAAUUCUCACACACAGGAUGUGAAACAUGUAGUUUGGCAUCCCACACAAGAGCUACUAGCUUCAGCCAGUUAUGACAACAAAGUAUGUAUUUAUAAAGAAGAGGAUGAUGACUGGGAAUGUCGGGCAACCUUAGAGGGACACACAUCAACAGUGUGGAGUCUUUCCUUUGACCCUGAGGGACAGCGACUGGCCUCCUGUAGUGAUGACCGCACUGUUAAAAUAUGGAAGGAGUGUGGGACAGGUGAUGAAUCUGUCGAUGGUUCAUGGAAGUGUGUUUGCACCUUGUCUGGCUUUCACAGCCGUACAGUAUAUGAUGUCGCAUGGUGUCGUCUGACUGGUGCACUGGCUACAGCUUGUGGAGAUGAUGGCAUUCGUGUUUUUAAGGAGGAAGCAGCCUCUGAUCCUGAGCAGCCUGUGUUUUAUGUAUCUGCUCAUGUGCCCAAAGCGCAUAGCCAAGAUGUUAACUGUGUAGCCUGGAAUCCGAAGGAAGCAGGUGUGCUGGCCACAUGCAGUGACAAUGGAGAAAUUGCUAUCUGGAACUACCAAUCAGAUGCUUAAAAUGGGGAGGGAAUGUUCUCUGUGAGCUCUGCAUUGGUUUCACAAAGCACUCACAUUAACAGUAGUAUGUAGCAACAGAGCUCAUUGUUGCUUGUUGUGUAUUUGCUGUGUUUUAGUGUCUGCUUUUUGGGCUUAUUUUACAGUGAUGCAGACACAGCAACAGCGCUGUCACAUGUUUCUUCCCAGAUCAUUUCUUGUGUAAUGCUUUUACAAAAAUGUGUGUCUGACAAAAUGUGUGUAUAGCAAAGAUUACCCCCAAAUUCUGGGUUCCUCAAAUACCCAGCUUUUGCAUAAAGAAUUUCAAGGAAGGAACCCCUUUGUAAAAUCUCAAUAUAUUUCCUUUGAAAUGAUCCAGUUGUAUUAAAAUAUAUACAAAUAUUAAGUAAUUAUACUUGUUUGUUCUUAUAUAUCAUUAUAAAAAGCCUCAGGCAUUUAUAUGCAAACCUUUGACCAAUAAUGUAGCAGGUACAUAUGUUUUAUUCAGAGUUCUGUCCAAAAUUGGUACUUAUAUUAUGUAUGAUUAUCAGCAGAAAUGUUACCCUCUAAACAGUCAAAACUGUUGUUCAAAGGGGCAUAAUUUCAGCUUUACUUUCUGAAUCAAUAAAUGGCUGUAUAAAUGCAUUAACAUUUCUGUAGGCAAAAUAAAUGAAAUGAUGCA